Aspergillus saccharolyticus JOP 1030-1 is the source of this 1012-nucleotide messenger RNA. RefSeq lists its product as uncharacterized. The coding region runs from base 365 to 526 and encodes 53 amino acids. Lineage: Eukaryota; Fungi; Ascomycota; Eurotiomycetes; Eurotiales; Aspergillaceae. The transcript has a single exon. The record is from RefSeq and is a predicted model, not a curated record.
AAAAUGAUCCGGUUCGAAGUCACCGCCAGAAUUGGUUCUUUUGUCCAGAAGAACCAAGCCGAAGACAGAACAAUCCGACAGGCGCAAACCGGGUAAAGCAGGAGAUUCUGUCGCAAAUCACUUGAAUGCGCCAAUGCGAUCCGAAUUGUUCCUCCGUUGUGUUCACUGCUUUCGCUAGACCUGCAGGGCUGAAAUACCCGUCCGGAGCUUGAUUCAUACCAUAAUCUCAGACUCUGGGGUUCAAGAAAAGCGAUGCGACCAUCAUUCCCUUCUUCACCUUCGUCUUUCCUCCCCAGAUCUGUCACCACAAGCCAUGCGGGUUUAACUAAAGGAACGGGAAUGGGGAAGAUAGAGAGGGACAAAGAUGGAGCUGAUGGGGGGCACCAUUGGCUCUGGCUCCAGGCCAACAGCACCGACCAGCGAUCACGCCCAAUUGUUGCCUCGUUUCAUGAUCUGCGCCUGUCCAGACUUGUCCUUUUCUCUGUUUUACCCCUCCUCCCUCCCUCAACCAGCAUGGACUACGUAAGGUUGGAUGAGUGCAUGGAUAGAUGAAUGAUUGAAUGAUUGAACGAUUAAUUGAUUGAAUGAAUGAAUGAAUGAAUGGACGAGAGAUUGUCCUUAUGACAUGCGUCGGGUAGACACAAGACAUCAUCCAUCGACCUAUUCUUCUCUUCCCCCCCUCCCCCUUCCCCUCCUCCUCUUCUCCUUUCCCGUGAUUUCACUGUAUGUAAAUUCAAUCUAUCCGCGGGUAAAGCGUGUUCAUCCAGCCGUCUCUUUCCAUCCAGUGAGUAUUUCCCAGUCAGUCUGCAGGUCCCGGUGUGACAUCGCAUUCACUCUAUCAAGUUUUCGCCGUCACAUCUAAGGUACUCUCUCUGCUAAGACUAAAGGUGAUUCUCCGGCUCAGGAUUUACAAUUGUCUGCAUCCCUCUUAAAGUUACUCAUGGCUUGGGGAACCUUGGGGAAACCGCUUCGGGGAAGGGUGAAGGGGUAAUUCAAAGCGACUAAGAAAGCA